AUGCCAUUCACCAGUUCUGCGAAGAAAAUGACCUAUGGAGGGUAUUUCCGCUUGGGUAACUCGGCCCUUAAAGUCUCCCGAUUUAUCUUGGGUCUCGGAGGUGUUGGGAGCAAAUCCUGGCAACCGUGGGCUAUCGAAGAGGAAGAGACCAUUCAAUUGAUCAAGGCAGCUUAUGACGCUGGCAUACAAACAUUUGACACAUCCAAUAAUUAUUCAGGCGGGGACUCGGAGCGUAUUCUUGGGAAAGCGGUCAAACAGCUCAACCUACCUCGAGAUGAAAUUGUGGUGAUGACCAAGUUCACCCCCAAGCUCUAUUUCGUUGCCAUACAAGACACAAGUAUAUAUCCCGGACCUGCUGCGGAUGCAGCUGGGUAUGUCAACCAAUAUGGUCUUAGCCGAAAGCAUAUCUUUGAAUCCAUUAAACACUCACUAGAGCGUCUCCAACUUGACUAUGUCGACGUGCUUCAGUGCCAUCGGUUUGAUUACGACACGCCAAUCGCUGAGACCAUGGAAGCUCUGCACAAUGUAGUCAAAGCGGGUUAUGCUUGCUAUAUUGGAAUGUCAAGCUGCCACGCCUAUCAGUUCCAUGCGAUGCAAAACUAUGCCAUAAAUAACAAGCUUACCCCAUUCAUCUCAAUGCAAAGCCAAUACAACUUGAUCUAUCGCAAGCAGGAGCGGGAAAUGAUUCCUACUUUGAAGAUGUUUGGAGUCGGCAUGAUUCCGUGGUCCCCACUUUCACAAGGGGUAUUGAGCCGCCCUUACUCACAAACAAGCCUUCGGGACAAGACUAGUUUCCUAGCAGCGAUAGCAAACCAAGCCAAGGAGGGUAACAAGGAAAUUGUUCUUUGUCUUGAAAAGAUGGCCAACACCCAAGGGAUAAGCAUGGCACAAGUUGCAAUGGCAUGGCACCUAUCUAAGGAUACGGUUACUGCACCCAUCAUUGGCGCCAUGAACCUUGGUAGCCUUGAAGACACUAUUGGAGCUAUUGAUGUCAAGCUAACAGACAAAGAGAUUCGGCACUUGGAGGAACCAUAUAUUGCCCAGGCUAUUCAGGGCUAUGUAUAG
Messenger RNA from Rhizoctonia solani, 1065 nucleotides. RefSeq names its product aldo/keto reductase family protein. The record is from RefSeq and is a predicted model, not a curated record. The coding region runs from base 1 to 1065 and encodes 354 amino acids. The transcript has 9 exons. NCBI's taxonomy places the organism in Eukaryota, Fungi, Basidiomycota, Agaricomycetes, Cantharellales, Ceratobasidiaceae.